This is a messenger RNA of Symbiodinium natans, 4329 nucleotides long. NCBI's taxonomy places the organism in Eukaryota, Dinophyceae, Suessiales, Symbiodiniaceae. The record is from the annotation of a GenBank genome assembly.
AUGUGCACGUACCUCUCUGCCUUACUCGCCUCACUAACCUCCAACGACCUCGAGCCGACGGUCGUGGACGAAGUGCGCACGGGAACUUACCGCCAGCUCUUCCACCCGGAGCAGCUGAUCUCUGGCAAGGAGGCGAACAACUUCGCCCGCGGACAUUACACGAUCGGGAAAGAGAUCGUGGAUUUGGUGCUUGACAGGAUCCGCAAGCUGGCCGACAACUGCCGCUGGGCUGUCGAUCCAGAUAUGGAACGAUGUCGAGUCAGAAAAGAACGGCGCCUUUCCGUGGACUACGGGAAGAAGAGCAAGAUCUCCUUCACGGUCUGGUGCUGCCCUCAGGUUGCCACGGCCGUUGUCGAGCCCUACAACACUGUGCUGUGCGUCCACUCUCUGUUGGAGCACACGGACGUGACGAUCAUGUACGACAACGAGGCGCUGUACGACAUUUGCCGCAGGAACCUGGACAUUGAGCGGCCGACCUACACCAACCUGAACCGUCUCAUCGCCCAGAUCAUCAGCUCCCUCACGGCCAGCCUUCGCUUCGAUGGAGCCUUGAACGUGGACAUCACGGAGUUCCAGACCAACCUGGUGCCGUACCCGCGCAUCCACUUCAUGCUCACGUCCUACGCUCCGGUCAUCUCCGCCGAGAAGGCCUACCAUGAGCAGCUGUCGGUGGCUGAGAUCACGAUGUCCGUGUUCGAGCCGGCUUCCAUGAUGGUGAAGUUCAUGCUGUUCUUCCAUGUUCUUCCAUUGUGGGCACUUGCACCCAAUCAGCAUCACCCGCAUCUGUGCUUCCUGCUUUACGUUGCCUCUGACCCCCGCUGCAGGUGCGAUCCUCGUCACGGCAAGUACAUGGCCUGCUGCAUGAUGUACCGCCUGGGCGGCGACGUUGUGCCCAAGGACGUGAAUGCGGCCGUCGCCACGAUCAAGACCAAGCGCACCAUCCAGUUCGUGGACUGGUGCCCCACGGGCUUCAAGUGCGGCAUCAACUACCAGCCGCCCACCGUGGUCCCAGGCGGCGACUUGGCGAAGGUCAUGCGUGCGUGCUGCAUGAUCUCCAACUCCACGGCCAUCGCUGAAGUCUUCUCGCGCAUCGACCACAAGUUUGACCUCAUGUACUCGAAGCGAGCCUUCGUGCACCACUACGUCGGCGAAGGAAUGGAGGAGGGUGAGUUCUCGGAGGCUCGCGAGGACCUGGCCGCCUUGGAGAAGGAGCGCUGGAAGCGCAAGCCACGCCUCACGGUCUAUGCUUCGCUGACCAAGACUACGAAGAGGUCGGCAUCGAGACGGCUGAAGGCCUCGUGUUUUCGAGGGUCGCGGGUUGCUGGUUCGGGCGCAGACGUUUUGGCGAAGAGUGCCUGGCGGGAACAGCUUGAAGAUGUGAGCUGCUUGGCCUCCUGGCUACCAGUUCUGGAUCUGUCCGUCCAUAGGAUUGGUGAUCAAGGCCGCUACAUCGCGCGGUGUGCCCCAGUCACCUUCCGUUGGUGCUCUUUGCGAUCAACUCUUUCGCGACUUCAAGCCCUUCGCUUCGCAGCCAUGCGUGAGGCCAUCUGCAUCCACAUCGGCCAGGGCGGCGUGCAGAUCGGAAACGCCUGUUGGGAGCUCUUCUGCCUCGAGCAUGGCAUUCAGCCGGAUGGCCAGAUGCCCAGCGACAAGACCAUCGGCGGCGGGGAUGACGCGUUUAACACCUUCUUUUCCGAGACUGGUGCGGGGAAGCACGUCCCCCGCUGCGUCAUGGUGGACCUCGAGCCGACGGUCGUGGACGAAGUGCGCACGGGAACUUACCGCCAGCUCUUCCACCCGGAGCAGCUGAUCUCUGGCAAGGAGGAUGCUGCGAACAACUUCGCCCGCGGACAUUACACGAUCGGGAAAGAGAUCGUGGAUUUGGUGCUUGACAGGAUCCGCAAGCUGGCCGACAACUGCCGCUGGGCUGUCGAUCCAGAUAUGGAACGAUGUCGAGUCAGAAAAGAACGGCGCCUUUCCGUGGACUAUGGGAAGAAGAGCAAGAUCUCCUUCACGGUCUGGUGCUGCCCUCAGGUUGCCACGGCCGUUGUCGAGCCCUACAACACUGUGCUGUGCGUCCACUCUCUGUUGGAGCACACGGACGUGACGAUCAUGUACGACAACGAGGCGCUGUACGACAUUUGCCGCAGGAACCUGGACAUUGAGCGGCCGACCUACACCAACCUGAACCGUCUCAUCGCCCAGAUCAUCAGCUCCCUCACGGCCAGCCUUCGCUUCGAUGGAGCCUUGAACGUGGACAUCACGGAGUUCCAGACCAACCUGGUGCCGUACCCGCGCAUCCACUUCAUGCUCACGUCCUACGCUCCGGUCAUCUCCGCCGAGAAGGCCUACCAUGAGCAGCUGUCGGUGGCUGAGAUCACGAUGUCCGUGUUCGAGCCGGCUUCCAUGAUGGUGAAGUUCAUGCUGUUCUUCCAUGUUCUUCCAUUGUGGGCACUUGCACCCAAUCAGCAUCACCCGCAUCUGUGCUUCCUGCUUUACGUUGCCUCUGACCCCCGCUGCAGGUGCGAUCCUCGUCACGGCAAGUACAUGGCCUGCUGCAUGAUGUACCGCCUGGGCGGCGACGUUGUGCCCAAGGACGUGAAUGCGGCCGUCGCCACGAUCAAGACCAAGCGCACCAUCCAGUUCGUGGACUGGUGCCCCACGGGCUUCAAGUGCGGCAUCAACUACCAGCCGCCCACCGUGGUCCCAGGCGGCGACUUGGCGAAGGUCAUGCGUGCGUGCUGCAUGAUCUCCAACUCCACGGCCAUCGCUGAAGUCUUCUCGCGCAUCGACCACAAGUUUGACCUCAUGUACUCGAAGCGAGCCUUCGUGCACCACUACGUCGGCGAAGGAAUGGAGGAGGGUGAGUUCUCGGAGGCUCGCGAGGACCUGGCCGCCUUGGAGAAGGAGCGCUGGAAGCGCAAGCCACGCCUCACGGUCGGCAUCGAGACGGCUGAAGGCCUCGUGUUUUCGAGGGCCAUCUGCAUCCACAUCGGCCAGGGCGGCGUGCAGAUCGGAAACGCCUGUUGGGAGCUCUUCUGCCUCGAGCAUGGCAUUCAGCCGGAUGGCCAGAUGCCCAGCGACAAGACCAUCGGCGGCGGGGAUGACGCGUUUAACACCUUCUUUUCCGAGACUGGUGCGGGGAAGCACGUCCCCCGCUGCGUCAUGGUGGACCUCGAGCCGACGGUCGUGGACGAAGUGCGCACCGGAACUUACCGCCAGCUCUUCCACCCGGAGCAGCUGAUCUCUGGCAAGGAGGAUGCUGCGAACAACUUCGCCCGCGGACAUUACACGAUCGGGAAAGAGAUCGUGGAUUUGGUGCUUGACAGGAUCCGCAAGCUGGCCGACAACUGCACCGGCUUGCAGGGCUUCUGCGUCUACAAUGCUUGUGGAGGUGGAACCGGUUCGGGCUUGGGCUGCCUCAUGCUCGAGCGCCUUUCCGUGGACUACGGGAAGAAGAGCAAGAUCUCCUUCACGGUCUGGUGCUGCCCUCAGGUUGCCACGGCCGUUGUCGAGCCUUACAACACUGUGCUGUGCGUCCACUCUCUGUUGGAGCACACGGACGUGACGAUCAUGUACGACAACGAGGCGCUGUACGACAUUUGCCGCAGGAACCUGGACAUUGAGCGGCCGACCUACACCAACCUGAACCGUCUCAUUGCCCAGAUCAUCAGCUCCCUCACGGCCAGCCUUCGCUUCGAUGGAGCCUUGAAUGUGGACAUCACGGAGUUCCAGACCAACCUGGUGCCGUACCCGCGCAUCCACUUCAUGCUCACGUCCUACGCUCCGGUCAUCUCCGCCGAGAAGGCCUACCAUGAGCAGCUGUCCGUGGCUGAGAUCACGAUGUCCGUCUUCGAGCCGGCUUCCAUGAUGGUGAAGUGCGAUCCUCGUCACGGCAAGUACAUGGCCUGCUGCAUGAUGUACCGCGGCGACGUUGUGCCCAAGGACGUGAAUGCGGCCGUGGCCACGAUCAAGACCAAGCGCACCAUCCAGUUCGUGGACUGGUGCCCCACGGGCUUCAAGUGCGGCAUCAACUACCAGCCGCCCACCGUGGUCCCAGGCGGCGACUUGGCGAAGGUCAUGCGUGCGUGCUGCAUGAUCUCCAACUCCACGGCCAUCGCUGAAGUCUUCUCGCGCAUCGACCACAAGUUUGACCUCAUGUACUCGAAGCGAGCCUUCGUGCACCACUACGUCGGCGAAGGAAUGGAGGAGGGUGAGUUCUCGGAGGCUCGCGAGGACCUGGCCGCCUUGGAGAAGGACUACGAAGAGGUCGGCAUCGAGACGGCUGAAGGCGAAGGCGAAGAGGAGGGCUAUGGAGACGAGUUCUGA